UGCCUUUCUUAAAUAAAACACAAGUUAGCACGCUUCGUGAAUACAGAAUAGACGGGUUUCAUGUAUUGAUGAGAAUCGAUAAAUAAUUUUGAAUGGAACGCACACAAAGCAGCACUGUCCAGUAAGUAAACAUCAGCUGAGCACCGUUGAGCUGAGACAUUAAUAAAACAUCAUGUUACGUUUGCGCUGUUGCUUGUAGAUAAUAGAGCCACAUUUAUUAUUGUUUUGACAAACGUAAUAACUCUAAUGCAUAUCUUCCACGUUUUAACUAGAAAAAAAUUAAGAGAAAUUGAGAGGAAAUCCCAAACACCGAUGCACGCAGUACCAAAAAGUUAACGACGCGUAGUAAUGUACAAAACUUCCAACGCGGUCAGCUUGUUGUGCUUGGAAGCCGAAAAUAUCUUAAACUAAAUCAUUGCCAAUUUCGCUUGCCUUGGCGCUCGUGGCAGGUUUGUUUGGACCACAGAUAAUACCUUCACAGCUACUAUAUAUGUAUUUAUGGGAAAACGAUGACGGUAUAUACUAGAGGUAGAGAGCUGAUAACGGUAUUAACUACACGCGGAUAAAGUUGCUCGCGGGCAGAUAAAACGGUGCUCUUUCUCUCGCUCCGCGUGCGUGGCCAAGGCCUUCGCUGAAGGUGCAGUAUUUAUCAUCUUCAGGGCGAAUGACGUACUUGGAGAAAAAGAAAUGUAACAUUGCUGUUUUCAAGGAAGCUCUAGGAGGUUCAACUUACAAAUAAAUAGUUUAAAACUAUGCCUAGGCUGAUAGAGCCGGGUAACCAAUAUAAUGUGGACUUUCUUAUAUUCUAGAAGAUCUUCUUGUUCGGAUUACAUAUUAAAAUUUUCGCAGAGUUAAGGAAGAUAUCAUUUUCAGACUCAUUCCCAGUUUUAUUGUUCUGCACUUGUGAUGAUCACUUUUUUGCAGGAAAUAUCAUUAUUUUUAUACACGAGACAACAUUCGUUUCUGAAUUUAUGACGCCAUGAAAUCAUAAAUUAUGCAACUUGAUUAUAUCAUGACGAUUACCAAGAUUAUCAAAAAUAGCAUAAAUAUUUUUAUUUGUCAAACAUCAUAACAUUAAUUAUGGAACCAUGACAAUGAGUCAAAAUAUCAUAAAGCAGCGUCAUGAAAUUUUGGGGUCUGAGUGCCAUAAGUAAUCUCACGCUCCCAAAUUCGUCCUAAUCGAAAACAAGGGAUUCCGUCACCGAUUGGUUCCGUUCUUUUUUGUUUUCAUGCGUGCUCACUUCUAACAAAAAAAGAAACAAAAUAAAUAGCGAUGCAAUCCCUUGUUUUUCGUAGGAUGAAAAUAAGAGCCACAUGCUUAAUAAAGUCAACCAAUACAUCAAAACAAAGGGGUACGAGCUUUCUACUUGAUACACAAACCUGUAAAGCCAUGUUUUUCCAUGCUCAUUUUGAUGGGCGGUGUUUCGUGGUAAGACAACAUAAAGUAUUAUAUGGAUGGGGGAGAAUCGACUGUAUUCUGUGCAACUCGGAUUUUGACGGCUACGCAGUCUUGUUAAAUCAAAACGAGUUGUUAUCUAACCCGACGCACACUGGGGCAGGAUUGAAAAUACACGGAAAAAACCUCUAGCUUGUCGAGAUGUCGAGAUCCACACUUGGUGUCUUCAGAGAAAAUAUUUCUAUAAUCAAGGUCGAUUUUCUGAAGGGUAGCAUAUUUUUCUUACGUUAUUCGAAUAAAAGUCCUAUAAGUCAUUUUGGCCACCUUUCAUUUUAGCGGUAUGGUGUCUUCGGCAAAGUUGUUCGGCUAUUUAUGCUAAAAAAGUUUGCCGAAGACGUCAAAUUUCCAAAGCCUACUGUUCUUGAGAUAUUAGCCGUUUUAUAAAAUACUUACUUAAAAUCGAGUUUUUUCAUGAAAUAACGUUUGUAAACAAAUUAAAUGUCCGUUUUCGAGUUAUAAUAAUUCAAAAAUACCAAAAUAAAACAUAUAUCAAAAAAGUUAGUUGGAAAAAACAAAAUAGUCGUAGAUUUUUUUAUAGAAAGUUCCUGAAAAUCGCGCAAAAUGUAUAUAGGACGUUCUAGCAGUUGGGCAAGUUCGGGCAAGUGUUUUCAUCGGCGAUCAAAUGCAUAAACUUUCAUGUAAUUUUUUUCACCGACAUGAUAUUUGAUGAUUUUUUUAAAAUAGCGUUCAAAGUUUACUGUUUUGUGUGAAUUAGUUCAACAUUUUUGCAGAUAUAUUACCAUGUUGCAUGAUGCCAAGUGAACCAUGAGAAUUAUAAAUGCAAUCUAGUCACAGAUUUAGUUAUUUUUAAGCUUUAAACAAAUUUUAAAACACAAAAAUGUCCUAAACACGCCAUUUAGCCUUGGUUUUAUCAUUAUCUUAUAUAAUCUUAUUUAUUAGAAAUAUUUUUUGUACGUUCAAUGAUAUAAAAACUCACUUUUAUUGGCGUUUCGGACAUUUUUGUGUUUAACAAUUUGUUUGAAGCUUAAAAAUAACUAAACCUAUGACUAGAUUGCAUUUAUACUACUCAUGGUUAACAUGGCAUCAUGCAACAUGGUAAUAUAUCUGCAAAAAUGUUGAACUAAUUCACACAAAACAGUAAACUUUGAACGCUAUUUUAAAAAAAUUAUCAAAUAUCAUGUCGGUGAAAAAAAUUUACAUGUAAGUUUAUGCAUUUUAUAGGUGAUCGCCGAUGAAAACACUUGCCCGAACUUGCCCGACUGCAAGAACGUCCUAUAUACAUUUUGCGCAAGUUUCAGGAAUUUUCUAUAAAAAAUCAAUGCAUAUUUUGUUUUUUCCAACUAAUUUCUUUGAUAUGUUUUAUUUUAGUAUUUUUGAUUAUUAUAACUCGAAAACGGACAUUACAUUUGUUUACAAACGUAAUUUAAUUCAAAAACUCGAUUUUAGGUAGGUAUUUUAUAAAACGACUAAUAUCUCAAGAACAGUAGGCUUUGGAAAUUUGACGUCUUCGGCAAACUUUUUUAGCAUAAAUAGCCGAACAACUUUGCCGAAGACACUAUACCACUAAAAUGAAAGGUGGCCAAAAUGACUUAUAGGACUUUUAUGCGAAUAACGUGAGAAAAAUGUGCUAUCGUUCAGAAUACCGACCUUGUUCAUAGAAAUAUUUUCUCCGAAGACAUCAAGUGUGGAUCUCAACAUCUCGAGGAGCUAGAGGUUUUUUCCAUGUAUUUUCAAUCCUGCCCCAGUGUGCGACGUUCCGACACUUUGGAUGGUGUCUUCUUCAGGGGAAACUUUCCCUAACUUGCGAACGGAUGGUCCAAUUUGGGUCGUCUGAGUUUUGUUAUGUUAGUUUUCACCCAAGGAAGGUUUAUGAGGCAAAAAACAUGGAAAAAUAUGGAGUUUUGGAAAAUCUGGUUUUCAUACAUUUUAAACGGGGACUUAUACUUGGCUAGGGACUUGAAACGUCAAAAAACGCAUUAGGCAAGACAAAGUUUGCCAGCGUCAGCUAGUUCUCUUAUAAUUUAAAACUAAUUGAGGAGGUUAGAAGCAAAGAGGUGUAAGAGACUGAAACCUACUUUCGAGUAAAUGAGGUUUAAAGUUUUUCACCAAUUUUUGAUCCCAUACAAAAUGUAAAGUGUUUCAAAAUCGACCCGAAUUUCGUAAAAAUAAUCCUAAAAAAGUUCCUGGAAGCUUAGAAUCUAAAGAAUUUUUUCAUAUGCUCAACCCAAAAUCGACAAAAUGGUCACUUACACCCCUCUGAUUCCGAGCCCCUCAAUUAUUGUCAUGUCUGUAGUAUUAAGAAUUCAGAACCGUUAAAAAUAACCCAGUUAAGAAACUGCUAUUAAAAGUGCAUUUGUUUUGUUCGAAGAAAAAAAUCAUACACUAUUUUGUGGAUCUAAUGUAUUUGGAAUUAGAAACGGUUACAAUCAGGAAUCAAUAAAAAUAAGUAUGAAAUAGUGAAUGAUUAAUACUAGUCAUGAAUAAUGCUUAUUGUUCGAACCACUGUGAGACCACUGUAUCAAACCCCUCGUUUAAAUGGUAGCACGGUUAGGUAGCACAAUAGGGAGCUGAUGUCAUAGUCAAGUGGACAUUUAUAAUUGGACAUACUGUGGAAUACAAUGAAAAAGACAUACUUAUGGUCGAUUAGUUGAUGGCGUGAUAUAUGAUUUCUAUCUUAAGUGAUUUAUACGUGAAUUAUAAUUAGAGUAUGCGGCAAAUUUGAAGUUAAUUGAAAUGAGUGGAAACUAAACAUUAAACGAUUGAAUUUGUAUGUAGGAAAAGCUUGUUGCGGGGUAAAUGGAUUGAUAUUAACUCGAUUUCGUAGGUUAUAGGAUCCACAUUAUAAAACCUUUAUUUGCACGCCGACUUACAUCGUAUGUGACGAUUUUGUUCACUGUAAUAUCGUUACAGUAGUAAGUUUAUUGUAAGGAUGUUACCAAAAACGUUAUAUUAACUGAACUACUCUAUGAACUAGGUCGAAACAUAAGGGCGCAUAUUCGGAGCAAGAUUGGCUCUGCCAGGGUUGCCAAAUCAUUUGUGGGGAUUAUUUCUCUGAAGGAUUAAACUAAAAUUGUAAGCAAAUAAUAUUAACUAUACGCAAUUAUGUACUAUACAAAUAUAUUUCUUCUAGCUUUGAGCGCGUUACCAACAAACUGCUUCAAAGAGGUUUUUUCCGAUAGUUCCAAUCCGAACAUUUUCUCAAAGAAUUUUAAUUCUUGUUCGGAACCUCACAAGAUGUCUCGGCAAGCACCCUUGGAUGACACCUAUUGCGUGUGCGAACUGUGUCAGAUGUCCCCGUCAAUCGAUCGUGGGAUGGUUGCAUGCGACACGUGCGAGAAAUGGUUCCACUAUUCGUGUGCAAAUGUGGACGACUCUAUCCAAGACCAACCAUGGUGCUGUAAGCUUUGCUUGGCGAUGAGGUCCCAGCGGCAGCGACAGAAGGGAACUAGCACGGUGUCAUCGAGGCGGAAGAAAGCAAAAGAAUUAGAACUCAAGCGCUUGGAUGAGGAGUAUGACGUCAUGGCCUCGUUUCUCGACGAAUCCGACGACGAUGAGGAGGAAAGUGUUCAAGGUUCGAAGGUGAGCAACGUCAGUCGGACCAGACAGUGGAUUGAUAAGCAAAUAGAGGUAAAGGGAGGACCCAAACCCUUCGAGACCUACAAUUUGCAAGCGAUUCCAGAAGCUGGACCUAGUUACGGUGUCUUGCAAGGGGCCAACUUUCCAGUAACUCCAGCAGGUCGUCCUGAUUCUCGAGUUCUAACACGACAUCCGCCAAUUCCACAAGCAGCAGUGGCACACGACAACGGUAGACAACAAGCGCACCUUGUUCCGUCACUACCGGAAUUUCAACCGCAGGAGAGUACCGUUAAUUCGUACGGGCUGGGGAUGGUAUCUAGCCUAGCUCGAUCCCAGGGUCCCUCGAAUGAUCGUGACCACCGAGCGUCGCUGGUCGAACCCCUUGGUGUUCCCAUUCUUCGAAAUGCAGCAGUAUCAAGAGUGGAAAAUCCUUUCAACGCAAAUGUUGGACGAAACGAUCGACAACAACAAUCAGUAUCAGCUCCACCGUCUAUGUUCGGGGAAUUCCCGGUGUGUGGGCCAUCGCCUGCUCAAAUAGCCGCUAGACAGGUAUGGCCGAAAAAGCUCCCGACCUUCUCUGGAGUAAUCGAAGAAUGGCCCAUCUUCAUAAGCUCUUAUGAAAAUUCCAAUGCAGCGUGCGGGUUUUCAGACGUAGAAAACCUAAUCCGGUUACAAGAGAGCCUUAAGGGGCCGGCACUUGAAACUGUUCGAAGUAGAUUGGUGCUCCCGGCGAACGUGCCCAGGGUGGUAGAUACGUUGCGAAGAAUCUAUGGAAAACCGGAAGUGCUGAUUAGGUCGCUGAUUUCGAAGGUACGAGGCAUAGAUCCCCCGAAACAGGACAGAUUGGACACCGUCAUCAAAUUCGGAAUGGCAGUCCAGCAACUAUGUGAUCAUUUGGAGGCUGCGAAUCAACAAGAUCAUCUAAGCAAUCCAGUUCUGCUUCAAGAAAUGGUGGAUAAAUUACCUGCUAACUUCAAGCUAGAGUGGGUUCGUUUUAAGAAGAUCGUGCCACACGUUUCGAUUCGAACCUUCGGAGAUUUCAUGGAGCAGUUGAUGGAGGAGGCGAGUGAAGUCACCUUUGUGAACCCUACGGCGGAGACAUCGGCGAAACAGGAAAGGAGAUCUGCGAAGGAAAAGGGAUUUGUUCACGCGCACAGUGAUGCAGCUGUGGCAUCCAUCGACGAUAAGUUGAGAAAACUCACGAUUCAGGUGUCAGAAGACAAACCAUGUGCGAUAUGUUCCAAAGUCGGUCACCGCGCAAGAAAUUGCGAAGAAUUCAGAAGGCUAACUGUUGGUGAACGCCUGCGUUUGGUUGCUGAUCGAAAUCUGUGUGCCCUGUGUCUCUACGGCCAUGGUGCAAUGCGAUGCCGUAAUAAGCUACAGUGCAACGUUUCUGGAUGCGGAGCGAAGCACCACCCCUUGCUGCAUCGAGUAGAAAAAGGACCAGAAACGAACUGCAUGCUGCACCAUAGACGAUCGAAGUGCUCGGUAAUAUUUCGGGUGAUACCCGUGACCUUGAAGAACGGGACCGAACAGUUUCGAACAUAUGCGUUCUUCGAUGAAGGUUCAUCCCGAACAUUGCUGGAGAAAGGUGUGGCUGCCAAGUUGGGUUUGAAGGGCGCGAUACGGCCACUAAACCUGACAUGGACGUCUGGCGUAACUAGGACUGAGAAAUCAUCGAUGUCGGUAAAGUUGACUAUAUCCGGCAAGGAACAACUUGAAAACUACCCGCUUAAUGAAGUACAUACCGUAGAUCGACUGAAUUUGCCGCAGCAGACAGUCGAGUUCCAUGAACUAGUUGAAAAGUUCACACAUCUACGGGACAUCGAUAUUGAAAACCAGACAAACGCCCAGCCGACCAUCUUAAUCGGGCUGGACAAUAUGGAUCUGAUGGCGCCGAUCGAGUCGAGAAUCGGCAAGGAAGGUGAACCUAUCGGGCUGCGGUGCAAACUCGGAUGGACGAUCUCCGGCCCCACGAGCGCGGUUGAAGCGGACGGUUACUGCGGUGUGCAUCAGUGCGACGUUGCAAUGGAUCAGGUUUUGCGGAAUUACUUUACAAUGGAGGAAGCGGGCGUCAAUUGUCCUUACCGUGUAGAAUCGGACGAAGAUCGUCGGGCACGCCGGAUCUUGGAGCAAACAACCGUUAGGAUUGGUCAAUGUUUCGAAACGGGUUUGCUUUGGCGAACGGAUGAUGUCAGCAUGCCCGACAGCUACCCGAUGGCGUACAGGCGACUCCAGGGCUUGGAAAGACGUUUCGCAAAAGAACCAGGUUUGCAAGACAAGGUUACCGGCGCUAUAGAGGAGUUUGUUACAAAAGGCUACGCGCAUAAGGCAACAUCAAGUGAGGUAGAAGACGUCGAACCUGGUAAAACGUGGUACUUGCCACUGAAUGUAGUAGUGAACCCCAAAAAACCGGGAAAGAUCCGUUUGACGCUAGAUGCAGCAGCGAAAGCAGGUGGUGUCUCCCUAAAUGACGUGCUAAUCAAAGGGCCGGACAUGCUCGCCUCAUUACCAGUGAUUCUCAACCACUUUCGAGCGCGAAGGAUCGGCUUUGGAGGAGACAUAAGAGAAAUGUUCUUGCAAAUUCGAAUGCGUGAGCAGGACAAGCAGUUCCAGCGAUUUUUGUUUCGGCGUAACACGAGCUGUGUCCCGGACGUGUAUAUCAUGGAUGCCGUUAUAUUCGGAGCUAAAUGUUCACCAUGUAAUGCACAUUUUACGAAGGAUACCAACGCGCUAGAACAUGCAAGUCGCUUCCCUGACGCUGCAGACGCCAUAAUCAAACGACAUUACGUCGAUGAUUAUUUUGAUAGCGCAGAUGAUGAAGACGAGGCGAUAGAACGGGCGUUAGCGGUACGCCAUGUCCAUUCUUUGGGAGGAUUUGAGAUCCGGAAUUGGCUGAGUAACUCACCUAAAGUACUAGACGCUCUCGGAGACCAUGAGGGAGUGGCCAAGACACUCUGCUACGACAAGGCUUUGGGAUCUGAACGAGUGCUGGGUCUACUCUGGAGACCCGAUGAAGACGUCUUCUCAUUCAAUAUGGGAUUGAUGGCAAGGUUGAAUCCAUACCUCAUCGACGGAGUCCGACCAACAAAGCGCAUUCUGCUGAAGUGCGUAAUGAGUUUCUUUGAUCCCAUUGGAUUUUUGUCGCCCCUGCUGAUCCACGGGAAAAUUAUCAUUCAAGAGACUUGGAGGAGUAAUACCGAAUGGGAUCAGCCCGUUACUGAUGAGAUCUUCAGAAGAUGGCUAGACUGGACCAAAAUGCUGCCGAGCGUCGAGGCGGUCAAAAUCCCACGCUGUUUUUUCGGAAACGAAUCUAUCGACAACGUCAAUGAUAUACAACUGCAUAUUUUCUCGGACGCAGGAGAUGACGCCUACGGUUGCGUAGCGUACCUUCGGUACACAGUAGGAGCUGAUGUUCGGUGUUCCUUAAUAGGAUCUAAGUCUAAGGUGGCGCCGCUACAGCUAACAUCAACACCUCGACUGGAACUGCAGGCAGCCGUUAUUGGAGCACGAAUGCUGAACACCCUAUGCUCAUCUUUGUGUGUGCCAAUUCGAGAACGCUUUCUGUGGGUUGACUCUAUGACCGUCCUAUCGUGGAUAAGAUCUGACAGCCGGAAGUACAAACCCUACGUAGCACACCGUGUUGCAGAGAUCCUUCAUACAACGAACGUAGCGGACUGGAGGUAUGUCCCGUCUAAGAAAAACGUAGCGGAUGACCUAACAAAAUGGGGCAGCGGAACCACGUUGGACGUAGAGAGCAGGUGGUUUAAAGGUCCAUCGUUUUUGUUCGAUGGAAUGGAGUCAUGGCCAGAACAACCAGGAACCAAACCUCUGGUCCCCGAAGAACUCCGAACUUGUUAUCUGCUACAUCAUAUCGUAUUGCCGGAGCCAAUCAUAGAUGUGAAUCGAAUUUCCAAGUGGACAGUGCUACUCCGUUCGGUGGCUUUGGUUUUCCGGUUUAUCUCCAACUGUAGGCGAAGGGUGAAGAAGUUACCAAUUGAAGCGAUUGGUAGAGCUGAGGGAAGGCCUUCGACGAUUGCAGCAGUGUGGGUGGCGAUUCAACAGGAAGAACUGGAUAAAGCUCAACGUGUUCUGUGGCGCAUGGCUCAAUCGGAUUCGUUUGCGGACGAAAUAAAAGUACUGUUAAAGAACAAAGAACUUCCACCGGGUGAAUGGUUCCGCAUUGAAAGGUCUAGUCGUUUGUGCAAAACUUCACCAUUCAUAGACCAGGAUGGAGUAGUGAGAAUGGAAGGUAGAACGGCGGCGGCUGAGUUCGCUGCAAUCGGCACGCGGUUUCCAGUGAUAUUGCCAAGAGAACACCCGAUCACGAAAAAGAUAGUUGAAGAUUUCCAUGUGCGGUACGGCCAUGCCUCAAAAGAGACUAUGGUAAAUGAAGUGCGUCAAAUGUAUUUCAUCCCGAAAUUGCGAGCAAUGGUAGGAAAGGUGAUCAAUGGCUGCUUGGUUUGCAGGCUGCGCAAAAGUAAACCUGUUAUGCCGAGGAUGGCACCACUACCGGUUCAACGAAUGCAGCCUUUCAUCAAAGCCUUCAGCUACGUGGGCUUAGAUUACUUUGGGCCAAUCGAUGUGAGUGUCGGCAGGCGAACUGAAAAGCGCUACGUGGCACUCUUCACAUGCCUAGUAGUCAGAGCCGUGCACUGUGAAGUCGCGUUCAGUCUCAGCACUGAAUCAUGUAAACUGGCCAUUAGACGUUUCAUUCGACGGCGCGGCUCCCCCGUGGAAAUAUUAAGUGACAAUGGCACCAAUUUCAAGGGGGCCAGCCGAGAACUAAUAGAAGAGCUGAAGAAGAUUGAUCUGGACUGCGCUGAUACGUUCACGGAUGCAAAGACGAAAUGGACCUUCAAUCCCCCAUCCGCUCCCCACAUGGGCGGUGUGUGGGAGCGAAUGGUAAGGUCUGUAAAAGAAGCGAUGGCGGUGCUGAACGAUGGCCGGAAACUGAACGACGAGAUUCUGAUGACAACUUUAACUGAAGCCGAAUACCUGAUUAACUCGCGACCGUUGUUAUACGCUGGUACGGAGGACACGGAGCUAGAUGCUAUCACACCUAACCAUUUCCUGUGCGGGAGCUCUUCGGGGCGACAUGAACCAUUUCGGACACCGAUUUCGCUAGCCGAAGAAUUGAAGAGCAGCUACAAGCGAUCACAAGCCUUGGCGAAGGAGCUUUGGAACCGAUGGUGCAAAGAAUACUUUCCAACGUUAAACCAACGAAGUAAAUGGUACGAAGAGAGUCGUACAUUGGAGGUUGGAGACUUGGUUCUUGUGAUGGACACUAAGGACGGCACUGGAGUACGUGGCGUUGUACAAGAGGUUUUUGCUGGAUUGGACGGUCGUGUACGACAAGCCAUGGUUCGGACCAACACAGGCUGCUUCCGGCGACCAGUAUCAAAAUUGGCGGUUCUUGAAAUAGAUGAUAAACCUGGUGAGGUAUCCGGGGAAGGACAGGACCAGGGUUUAUGGGCUGGGGAGUGUUCGAACCACUGUGAGACCACUGUAUCAAACCCCUCGUUUAAAUGGUAGCACGGUUAGGUAGCACAAUAGGGAGCUGAUGUCAUAGUCAAGUGGACAUUUAUAAUUGGACAUACUGUGGAAUACAAUGAAAAAGACAUACUUAUGGUCGAUUAGUUGAUGGCGUGAUAUAUGAUUUCUAUCUUAAGUGAUUUAUACGUGAAUUAUAAUUAGAGUAUGCGGCAAAUUUGAAGUUAAUUGAAAUGAGUGGAAACUAAACAUUAAACGAUUGAAUUUGUAUGUAGGAAAAGCUUGUUGCGGGGUAAAUGGAUUGAUAUUAACUCGAUUUCGUAGGUUAUAGGAUCCACAUUAUAAAACCUUUAUUUGCACGCCGACUUACAUCGUAUGUGACGAUUUUGUUCACUGUAAUAUCGUUACAGUAGUAAGUUUAUUGUAAGGAUGUUACCAAAAACGUUAUAUUAACUGAACUACUCUAUGAACUAGGUCGAAACAUAAGGGCGCAUAUUCGGAGCAAGAUUGGCUCUGCCAGGGUUGCCAAAUCAUUUGUGGGGAUUAUUUCUCUGAAGGAUUAAACUAAAAUUGUAAGCAAAUAAUAUUAACUAUACGCAAUUAUGUACUAUACAAAUAUAUUUCUUCUAGCUUUGAGCGCGUUACCAACAAACUGCUUCAAAGAGGUUUUUUCCGAUAGUUCCAAUCCGAACACUUAUGAUUUCAUGUAUUUUGGUCAUAAUUCUGGAGUGCCCAAUUCAAGGUGUCAGGCGACCCGUGCUGUUGGAUGAACGGUUGAGGGGUUUCAAAGAUGCUCGAUCUUUAACGGAGCCCGUAUCGUAGGUAGAUCGCUUUUUUGGGUUGCGUUACGGUCAAAAUAUCUACCAAACCGAACCCUAGUCCUAACUGCUUCGUAGCUGCCAGCUUAGAAUAGCACUAUGGACCCCCUGUUCCGGGGGUAAAAGUCCACCAAACAGGGAACCCCAAUGUUUCAGAGAUGUUCGAUCGUUAACGGAGACCGUAAAGUGGGUAGAUCACCUUUUCGUGUUUGCGUUACGGAGUAAAAUCUACCGAAACCUAGUACGUACUAUUUUUACUAACAUAGUAUUUAGUCCUUGUUACUGGUAUCGUGGGGGCUUACGGUCUCUGAAUAAAACUAAGUUAACCAACUUUACUUUACAGAUAGUUAAAAAUCUCGUCGUUCGAGACUAAACUUGAUGCAAAGCAAAUCGAGUUAGGGAUCCAUGUAUGUACUAUCUCUUCAAAGACUGGUAAGUGCUGGUAUGCAAGGAACAUACUAGAAUCCAUAUUACUGAAGAUAUGUUCCAUUAUUGGAAUGGUAUUGCUGCUAAUGUUAAAACUCGGGUUCUAAACUUCUUACUGGGGAGAAUUUAGCAGUGAAACAAGGGUGAUGCUAGGUUUCCGAUGCAUGGCCAAUAGGCUCCUAAAGCCCUAUCGGGAUUCUUGUUUUAAACCACAAUAUAUGGUUCCAGAGUACAUAUUUACUCAUUUUUUGACGUUUUUAUUAACCGUAGUUGAAAAUAUAUAAUUUUUAUUUGUUUAGCCUUUUGUCUCGUCCCUAGCUUAUAACACAUACUUUGAGUGAUUUUUUUCACCGUGUAUGUCAGAUAGGAACAUUUUUGAAAUCCCAGUGCGAAAAAUGUCGAGCUCAGUCACACAAGGUUGACCUCAAAUGUCAAAGUAGAACUAUUUACCGUUUUACUUAUUUCAAAUUUUCUCAUUAUUCCUUUGUUUUUCAAGUUCGAGUAAAGUACAAUUCCAAUUAGAACACCAUGCUUGAUCGUAUUAUUCAAUAUAAUUGAGAUUUCGUCUUUAAUUUUAGGACCCUAUUAUCAGUACUCUUGUUUUGAUUUCUAUAUUGCUCCUGAAGCACAUAAGAAAACAAAACAAAAAAAUGAGCAUGAGCAUGAGCAUGAGAUGACCGUACAAUUCGUAGUUGCUACUCCGUUACUGACCAGAACAGUCAACAUUGCACAGGGAACCAAAUGGAUGGGGCCUGGGUGUAGCUUUCCUCAAAAGAAAACAAAACAAAAAAAUGUAUCAAAAUCGAUACUUUAUUGCCCUUCAAUGGCAAUUGAGUAAUGCGACAUGUACUACACUAAGGAUACGGGUAAUGUCACAAUAGAUCUAAAAACCGGUCGCAUUGACAGACUCGAACAGGAAUAAAACUGCUUCCAACUAGUGGAACAGCAUAUCUUAGUAAUCAAAGGAAAUAACUUUGGUCCUUUUUACAUUUCACACUUUGUUUAAAGUGAUAUGCCUCGGUUUUGGUGUAGCCGAGAUGGAUCAUGAAACAAGAAAAAAUGGGUUAGUAUUCCAAACCUUUUAUUUGGUGUUGACUGAUUUUAAGCAGUAAGAAUUAGGGUUCCGAUGCAUCGUCAAUAUCCAAAGAUUGACUUCACUUUUUCGUUAAGGGAUCGGUUUUUACUGAAAAGGGAGCGUGUUAAAAGCGGAACCUAUCAAUCAGAAUCCUUGCUUCCGAUUAAGUUAAAAAUGACAACUAUUCUAUAGAAUAGUAUCGAAAAGCAUCCUGGAAAUAUCAAAAUUUCUUUUGAUAUUUUCUUGUCAGUAUUAAUAUUUGCAGCAUAUCACGUCAAUGACCUUGUCCAAUACGAUAAAUGCGAUGGAUAUGUGCAUAUUACAUGCGGCGAUGUUAACGACUUGAUUGCCAAUACCUCUUGUUUGUACUAGAGGCUAUUACCGUUUUAUCACACCUGUCCAGUAGACGAUCAAACUCCGCUAUCCUCAAAAGUAGUUAGAACGGCAAAACCGGCUGAAGCAGUUAGAAGAUGUUGAAAAGUUGGAGCUCGAGGAACCUGAAGCCCAGCUUUUGACAGAGCUGGAAAACUACAGUGGUAAAAGUACAGUAAACUACGGGAUCGUUCGAGAAAACACUAGUGAGUGGAUUGGAACAACCAGAAAGACAGCGCCAGCGGGUCAAGAAGCAAACCCUGUCUGCUGUUUUUGUAUCCAAUCCAGUUCUUGAAGAUGAUCACCCCCGUGAUCAAGGAAGAUUCCAGCUUCGAAUGAGAGAUUGUGCACUCCAGAGCGGGUAAAUCGGCUGAAGUAUCAGAUCGCGAAGAAAACCUUCCCUAUUUUGCUCAAUAACUCAAAAAUGAGUGGAGAUAUCGCAAUUCUGAGCACAAUUUUGGCCAUUGAGGGUCCUAAAAUCAUCGGUUUCAGUACCGUAGAAUCGGUAGAAUCGGGUAUUUUUUGGUCGGAAAAAAAUCAAUGUUUUUUUAAGAACCAUACGAUUUUUUUAGAACUUUAGACUUUUUGAGGAACCACUUGAGAUACGGACUUCAAAUUUUGACAAGAUCAUUUUUAGCUAAAAGAUUAUUUUCCAAUAACAAACUUAUGAAAUUCCUUAAAAACUGCGCUGUUUUAACAGUGUCUGCACGUGUCUGUUUCCUCAUGGCGGUUCGAUGAAUGGUGGCUCCAAAGAGGAAACUGGCAUAUUUUUUUGAUAGAACAAAUCUGUCUCUGUGCUCCACUAUUGCAAAUUGAAAAAUGGUAUGCGCGCCGUAUCCUUGCAGCGAAGCUAGAGCAGACAGAACCGGGACGCAUAUGGUACUUGCCACUAAAGGUAGUACGUAAUCCAUGGAAUGUAGAUUUUGUACUUUCGUUUGAAUUCUGCUGAGUGAGGUAAUCGAACAAAUGUGUACAAUCAAACAAUGUUAUACAUGAAAUCCGGAAUCGAACACUCAAAGAGUGCUUUGACAUUAUUUGGAGGUCAACCGAAGAUUUAUUCAGUUCCAACAUAAGGAAAGCAUCCUCACAUGAGAGAAUUGUAAUGCGAAUAGUUUGUUCGGGAAAAACGGCUAUGGAAUCUAUUACAGAUCAUCCACGGCAUCCCAGCGGAGAAGUGAUCGAAGCUGAAUCAAUCGUGAACUCCAGGCCAUUCACAUACGGCCAGAUACGGGGCUACUCACAAACACAAACGGAACAGAGCAUCAACCAACCAAGUCCAGAUAUAUUGGUUGAGUACAUGACUCUGACAGACCUUUAAAAGUUCUUGCAAUAUCUGGUUGAUAUAUUCUGGCAGGGCUGGGUACGUGAACACCUAUCUACCAUAGCAAGACCUACACAAUCGUUUCGGACAGAUAAGCCAAUGAAACCAGCUGGUUUGGUGAUGGUAGUCGAUAAAGAGAAGCGGAAUGGAUGUCGUGUAGCAAAAUUGUUGAUGUGAUGCCAGGCAAGGACGAUCAAGUAUGCAAAGCUAUUGUUGAGACUAAGAAGGGACUGCGAAAUUUCCACAUUCCUAGCUCGAUGAAGGAGUUCACGGUUUCUAUUUCAGCAAUACGAUCAACAGCAACCGUUGGGUGGAAUAAGGAUCCGGUUCAUGAUCUUGUUUUAUUGGAUUUGUAGUUCUUUCGGUGGUCUCAGGCACUAGUUCGCCAUGAUGAAUGCCGAAGAGCAGGCAAGUUAUGAUGAUUGUUGUGUACAUAUAGAAGGAGUAUGAAUUUCUUAAGUAAGCGAGUACACCGAUCCAAAUUUAUAGAAUAAGUUGGGGAAAAAGUUCAGUUUGAACUGUUCGUGCUGAAAAGUUCGAAAAAGUUCGUUUUGAACUGUUCGUGCUAAUAUUAAAAUGUUUUUUUUUUUGGGGUUGGGUUGUUCGAAACUCUUUCGAAUAAGAAUUUUUCGCUCAUAAUGUUAUAACAAUUCAAAUGCUCCAAAAUGAUGGUAUAAGUUCCAAAAAUAUAAUCUACGCUCAGGUCCGGAUUUACUAAUAUCGGGCCUGAGGCCACAUUGUUGUAUGAGCCCCUUUUUUACUUAUGUUCAUUUCCCCUUGACUUAUAUAGAAUGAUAAAAAAAAUUUAAAAAAAUCGUCAUCCACGUAAAAAAGUAUCGAUGCCUUUGUGGAAGAAUUUCAGCCUAUGCCAAUCAGCGUAGCUAGGACAGUUUUGGUGCCAUGCAUAACAAUCUGUACUGGAAUUCAGAAGACAAAGAAAAUAUAUGAAAUUGAAACAAAUUUCAACAAGUGCGCUCAUUACAUUUAAAUUGAAACCCAUAAGUUAUGUCAGAAUUUAUGCCAGAGUCCAGCGAACUUCCAAGUCGAAUUUUACUAGAUUCCUUGAGAAAUCCAGCCAGAAAAGUUUUUGACAAAACUCUUAAACCAUAUCCCGAUGUAAGUUCAUAAUGGAAAUUUUGAAAUAUGAAUAGUAAAAAAUGGGAGAACUCUCUUUCUUACAAUGAAACAUAUUGCCCAUUUUACUGGCAUUUUACCAGAUUUGCUGGUAUGUCUGAAACAUACCGGAAAAACUUGUAAUUAGAAGGCACGAAAUGUUGCUAAUUGACAAAUUGAGAGAUGAAAUUUGUGAAAAAAAAUCGCGUUCUGGUGGGAUUCGAACCCACGACUCCGUAUUCGCUAGACCGGCGCUUUAACCAACUAAGCCACAGAACAAGUAAUGAUUCUGCGGAAUAGAAAGACAAAUGGAUUUCGAAGCCGCAUCGUGAACACUCCUAUUUCACAAACUCAUCUCUCUUUCGGCCGAAACGCCACAAAUUUCAUCUCUCAAUUUGUCAAUUAGCAACAUUUCGUGCCUUCUAAUUACAAGUUUUUCCAGAGCUUUCUUUACUUAUUUUUGCAAAACGUUUUUUAUCUUUACAUAUUAACGAGAUUUUUAGCCCUGGGCCUCGGGACCUACACUUUACUACCCUUCCGAAGGAAGAACUCACGCUUUGUGAGUUUGUCGGAAGUGGAAUUUGAUCCCAGGUCCUCGGCGUGAUAGUUACGUGCUAUAACAAUCAUACCAGGUCCGCUCCUCGCAAAACGUUUUAUAUUUCUUCAUUUCUUUAAGAUUUGCAACUAUUUCUCCGGGAAAUGAAUUUAAUGAUUGCACCAUAAUCUCUGCCGUAUUUAACAUCCUUAAAUCCGUACAAAAGUCUCUUAUUGUUAUUUCUCCUAAGAAAUUAGGAUCGUAAACAUUAAACUAAAAGAUAAAUUUUGCUCCAUAUAUUUUCUUCUUUUUUUCAUUUUUUUAAUCGCAAAGAAAAAAAAAACUUCCCGGUAUAUAUUUGUUUUCGUCGCUGUAGUUUUUUGUAAGAAGAUAUAAUGUUCAACUAAGGUUGAACUAUUACUCCAUCUUACUCAAUCUUCUAGCAAGAAAGUUUUACUACUUCUGAUUUUUUAAACCAGUUUACAAACGACACCACGGCAAUGUCAAAACAAAACAGCAAAUAUACAAACAAACACAUUUCUGAUAAAUAACCUAGUGUUUGUUAUCAAUUGAGCACGGCUGAUAUGGUUGAAAUUUGUUAUCGUACAUAUUUUCUAUUUAUUUAUUUUUUUAAUUUUAUUCAUAUCGAUUUCUGGACCAUUCGUCUGGAUCCGAAAGAGUAACAAAGCCAUAUAAUAAAUGAAGUGAUCGAAGCUCUAGAAUGCAAUUCCAAAACAUCAUCUACCAUUGAGAUAGACCAUCAACAUCAAUCAAUUCCUUGAGAAAUCUUCAGCACUUUUUUGUGUGGCAAAAUAACCACUCAUGUAGUAUAAAAUUUCAAAACAUGAUCACCGAUCAUUGGAGUAUAAAAUUGUGGUCCGAAUCUCCAAAUCGCCAACCGUGUGAGGUUCGACGGUUGAGUCAUCACUGUUGAGAAAGCUUGGAGUUUUUCAUUUUCACUUUUAUUUUCGGUGCACUAUCUACGCGUCGUUGCGCAUCGCGAUCGGGUCGAAUUUUCCUCCCAUUUCAAUGGAUGAUGUGGUCUCAAUUUUUGUACACUUUUAUAACGCUUUCGUGGCGGUGCCUUGGCUUCUGUGUCUAAGGCUUCAUUGAACCGAAGGUUUCACUAUCAAAAGAGAGUUGUAUGAAUGCCCCGCUCUAACAAUCAUUGUAAAUUUCUGGAUUCUCAAUCUUCACAAAACACUUUCAAGCUUCUACACAACCGAAUCAUAUCCGC
Aedes albopictus (Asian tiger mosquito) is the source of this 17383-nucleotide messenger RNA. RefSeq lists its product as uncharacterized. Gene Ontology annotation, biological process: DNA integration. Lineage: Eukaryota; Metazoa; Arthropoda; Insecta; Diptera; Culicidae. The coding region runs from base 4520 to 10528 and encodes 2002 amino acids. Gene Ontology annotation, molecular function: nucleic acid binding; zinc ion binding. The transcript has 2 exons. The record is from RefSeq and is a predicted model, not a curated record.